GUUCGUCCGCGGGGGCGACGGCUGCGCGCUUCCGCUUCCACGCCGCCUAGCGCCGGCUGUGCGUCACCGUCAUCUCCUGUCAACUCCGCGCAGUGAUGGCGGCGGCGGACGACACCGACAUGAUGAUGAACUACCACGGCGACUUCUUAAAAACCGACAGGAAAAACAGCCGCUACCCCUACUGCAUUGUCUGGACACCUAUUCCCAUUUUAUCGUGGGUGCUCCCCUUCAUUGGUCACAUGGGUAUAUGCACCUCUUCCGGAGUCAUACGAGAUUUUGCAGGAUCAUACUUUGUCUCGGAGGACAACAUGGGCUUUGGUAGACCAACAAAGUAUUGGAAGCUUGAUGUGGACAAAGUCUGUGGUAACGGAGCUGCCACAUGGGAUAAAGCCGUGCACGAUGCGUCUGAGGAAUACAAAUGUAGGCCGCACAAUCUAUGCUUUGAUAACUGCCAUUCCCACGUUGCAAUGGCCCUCAACCUUAUGCGCUACAACAACAGCACGUCUUGGAACAUGGUGAACCUGUGCUUGCUGUCUCUCAUUAAUGGAAAACACGUGAGCUGGGCAGCGUUCCUCAAGACCUGGCUGCCGUUCCUCAUGUUGUGUGGAGUACUCGCCACCUUCAUCCUAACAUUCAACCUACAGUAAUGGAGCGAGCAGAACAAUGGGAUGACUCACAGAGUUUGCUUAUACUUUAUACAUUGUCAUUGACAUGAAUGAUGUGCUUUCACGGGACAUUUGUUCAUACAAAAAAUACCACAUGAAGGACUUAAUGACCUGUAGUGAUCCGUAGUGAUCUAGUUUCUAGGAGGGUAAAUCGGGUCAGCCUAGCUGUUUCUGGGUAGUUAUGAAAUCAAAAAAUAGUUUUACUUUUUUUUGUUAUUUACGUAUUUAUGAAUAAGUAAGGUUUUAGCUACAGUAUUUACAAAACAUCUCUUCAAUAUUUACCAUUACUGUUGUUUUUUUUGUUUUUUGUUUUUUUACACAUACUGGGUUCUGUGUUUUUGUUUAACUUGUUAAGAGGAUUAUGAGGGAAGAACACUACAGGAGGGCAAUGGUGGUGAGUUCCAGUUCUGUAUUUUUCAUGGAUGGUAACGAUGAAUGUGUCUCCAGUCUGGCUAAUGUGCAUUUCAUUAGUGAACGGCCACGAAAUGGACCACAAAAUCCUAAUGCUGAAAUGUAUUCAUCAAUUAUUUGUCUAAGAGAUAUGAGCUACUACCAAAGAUAGACUGAUGUAGGACCCACAUGUGAAAAAAAAGUGAUAUUGUCCUCCUCCCUCCAAUCUACUUUCCUCUGGUGUAUAAAAGACAAAUGUGUGAAGGGGUUUUUUUUUUUUCCUUUAACGUGUCUGUAAUGCUUGCUUUUCUCCAGACAGAAAUUGAAUGCUUUCAAACUAUGAGCAAUACUACAUUACAUUAUUAGGUAUUAUUUAUUUUGUUGUUUUUAAUGCAAUGUACCUGAAAGAGUAUUAUUUAUUAUUGUGUAUCUCUCUAUCAGUUUAAAAUUUCUCUUUGGAUGUGCUUUAGCCUUUUUUACGUCUCCCCUGUCAGACUGUGGUGUAGGUCACGGGCUGUGGACGCCCUAAUCGUCGUCUGUACCUUUAAGGAAAGCACGUACCUUUUUCAUCCGUGACAUGGACUAACCGUCAAUUUACAGGAACCUUUAUUCCCGGAGUAGAGCAGAAAAGGAGGGACUGAUGCUGGAGCGAGCAGUCUUUGCUGCCUCUGCAGUAGUUGAUUAGUUUGUGAGAACAAAAAGCUUAGCAUAAAAUUUAGAAUUUCACUUAUUAAUUUACAUGGAAUCAAGUUUUUCUCUGCUGUAAUUCAUACU
Molecule: messenger RNA, 1829 nt
Organism: Xiphias gladius (swordfish)
Lineage: Eukaryota; Metazoa; Chordata; Actinopteri; Istiophoriformes; Xiphiidae
Product: transmembrane protein 222-like
Exons: 6
Coding region: 96-647 (183 amino acids)
Source: RefSeq, a predicted model, not a curated record